Molecule: messenger RNA, 3434 nt
Organism: Phascolarctos cinereus (koala)
Lineage: Eukaryota; Metazoa; Chordata; Mammalia; Diprotodontia; Phascolarctidae
Gene: AKR1D1
Product: aldo-keto reductase family 1 member D1
Molecular function (GO): oxidoreductase activity
Source: RefSeq, a predicted model, not a curated record
GCUCCGAGAAAGUUUUACACAAAGCACAGAGGUGCCUGCAAAUUUGGAAAUCCAAGUCUUGCUCUUCUCUUCUGCACCAUGAACUUUACUGCCAAUGAUCACCGAAUACCUUUGAAUGAUGGAAAUAGCAUUCCCAUCAUUGGGCUUGGUACCUUUGCUGAAAAAGAAAUUAGAGACCUAUGCAUACCAUCUGUGAAGAUUGCCAUUGAUAUUGGGUACCGCCAUUUUGAUUGUGCUCUCCUUUACAAUAAUGAACAUGAAGUGGGAAAAGCAAUCCAAGAGAAAAUUGCUGAAGGAAAAGUGAAACGAGAAGACAUCUUCUUCUGUGGCAAAUUGUGGUCUACUUUCUUUAGCCCAGAACUGGUGCGACCAACUCUGGAGAAGACACUCAACAAUCUCCAGAUAGAUAAUAUUGAUCUUUACAUCAUCGAGAUACCAAUGGCUUUCAAGCCAGGAAAUACCUUUUAUCCUCGGGAUGAAAAUGGUAAAUGGUUGUUCCAUGACGUAAACCUGUGUGACACCUGGGAGGCUCUGGAAGCAUGCAAAGAUGCUGGCUUAGUGAAGUCCCUUGGAGUGUCUAAUUUCAACCGCAAACAGCUGGAGCUCAUCCUGAAUAAACCAGGACUCAAAUAUAAGCCAGUCUGCAACCAGGUUGAGUGUCAUCCAUACUUCACCCAGACAAAGCUCUUGAAAUUUUGUCAAAGUCAUGACAUUGUCAUUGUGGCAUAUAGCCCUUUAGGGACCAAUAGAGACCCAACAUGGGUGAACUUAGAGUGUCCUCCCUUGCUGGAAGACCCUUUGCUAAUCUCCUUGGGUAAAAAAUACCAUAAGUCACCAGCACAAAUCUGUCUGCGUUUCAACAUACAACGAGGCAUAGUUGUCAUUCCCAGAAGUUUUAAUGCGGAAAGGAUAAAAGAAAACUUCCAGGUCUUUGACUUCUCACUCACUGAUGAAGAAAUGAAGAACAUUAAAGCCUUGAAUAAAAAUAUUCGCUUUGUGUCGUUGCCCAUGUGGAAGGAUCAUCCUGAAUAUCCUUUUCAUGAGGAAUACUGACAUCUGAAAACACCUAUACUGAUUUUUACUCUUGGAUGUGCCAAAAACUUGAACCAGAAGAUUCCUUCCAGUCCAAAUGGAAAAGGACAAUAGAGCUAUACUUCUCUUUCACAUAUUCUAACUGAUUGUUUAUUGUUAAUGUAGGACUAAUGUUUUUUGAAUCUGUCAAAAUCAUAAAGCAACAAAUGAUUAAUACACUAGUAUAACCUCCUGGUGGGUUUGACUGUACCCUGAAGGACACCCCUGUGAUUCUAUGUACAGGCUGGGAGGCCUGACUCCUGAGUGGGUUAGAAACAAGAGACAGAGAAGAAACGGGGAGACGAGAUGGAGAGACAGAGAGAAGGGGGAAAAAGAGAGAAUAGGAGAAGGCAAGGCACAAACUUUGAGUGGAGAAUGGGAGAGCUUCUAAAAUGGAUAGAAAAGCCAGCACCACCACAUGUGUCUUGAUUCUCAGCUCUUAUAUCCCCAAAGAACGGAGAAGACUUGCUGAGUGAGGUUCUUUUUCUCCCCAGUUGAGCUGAAAAAUCAUCUUACCUCCAGAUCACAGAAAUCCCAACUCUUAAGUGUCCUAUCAACUCAACAAAUCUGUACGGCUUCCCUGAUUACUGUCUUACUAGCUUACUUUGAUAAAUAUGUUUGCUUAGUAUCGAUGACAAUCUCUUUUGUAAUAAGUAUAUGCUGGGGAGAGGAAAGCUAAACCAGUCAAGCUUAAACUGUUACCUUCUAGGUAGGUAAUUUCCUAGGUAAGGCAGAGCUACUCUCUCCUUAGAGUAGCCAGGAAAAGUAAUUUCAUCCAGAACCUCUCCUCCUUCAAAACAAAGAAACAAACAAACAAAACAUACCCUUAGACUUCAAAUGUCUGAUGUGUAAAUGAGAGAUAUAAUUCUAAGCCCCAAACCCUGCUGAAGAUGGGAGAGCCAGGGAUACCUGCCCAGACAUGGCUUUCCUACCCAUUACAAAGAUAGAAAUCCAGCCUUCCUGAGAAACCUUCCCAUCCCAGUCUGUUUGUACCUGCCCCUCCCUCCACCUCUAGUUCAAUUGUUAUGCUAGUAUACUCUGAGUCCCAGGUGUCAAAGCCCUAACGGUGUAUACAUUUCAUUAGAAUUUAGGUACUAGCAAAACUGAUCUAAGGAUCAACCUUCAAAAGAGGAUACCUAGUGACAAAGGACACUCUAAUCAAAAUACUACUAUAACAGAGAGAUAUGUGAGGCCCCUUUCCCCUCCAUUAUUGUGAAAUAGCAAACAUCCAAAACUAAUAUUCAGAAUUUCAGCACAAAACAAUAAUUAAGAGGGCAGGUUUUAGAUUGAAGAGGAAAGUAAAAAAUUCGAAAGGAGAAUUUGGGUUUGUAUCGAAAGGCAAGGAUAGAUUCAAAGCAUUGGAUGUACUAGAUUCACAUUCCAGAAAAAGAGUGUGCGGGAGAGGGGCAGGCGAUAUACUGUGCAAUGUGAAAUCUCUCCAAGAAGGAAAGAAUAAACCCUAGUCUAUGACAAUCAAAUGAAAUAAACUAGCUGCAUCCAGCCUGGACUAGGGUCUGUCAUUAAUUCACUAGCUGCCUGCUUGGGGUGGAGAUCAAUGGGGGAACGGGAAGAGCUAUACAGGGAAAAUGCUGUAUCAUAGUCAAUUGCUUAGUAAUAAUGCUUAGUUAUGGAACAGGUACAUUCCUGAGAUGUUUGUUAGAAAGAGGAUUUCAUUAUAUUGACCCUUUUGUUCCCUUUGACUCAAUUACGAAUUUGGAAAUACCUUAGCCUAGUGGAUAGAGGGCCAAGCGUAGUCAGAAAAACCUAGAUUCAAGACCUGCUUCUGAUUUGUCCUGGCUGUGUGACCCUGCAAAGUCACAGACUCUCAGGCACUGAGACAUCCCUUAAUUGCAAAGCAAGGACAAGCAAUACUUAACAGGCUGUACGUUUCAGAGAAGGCAUUAACUGAACUAGAAAUAGGUGUUUUCUCACCCCAGAGUUCCAUUGACCAAUGAAGUCAUGCUUGGCCUUGGUGGCAGCCUGAAAAACCUCUAGUACAAGGAACUUAGCUAUUCUUGAGGGUAAGGCUGCUUCUAUUCUAGAUAAACUUCUCCUCCUUCCUGCUCUCCUCAACCUUCCCCUUCUCUUGAACCCCCCAUAUCUAGAAUCUUCCUUCCUGGAAAUUUCCAGAUUCUUAACUAUAUGACAUUCCCUAUUUUGUGAAUGUGAUGUGAAACCAAGGGUGUGCUGGUAAAGCCAGCUCAAAGCAGCUCCAGAGAACCAAUGGUUAAAUUUUCAGUGUGAGCAUUUAUACCUGGGAAAUCAGCAAACACCACAAAUCAGUGCUUCUUUGUUGUUUUGUUGAUGGUCUAGACUAAAGAAUGUGAUGGACAAAAUGUCAAUAAAGCAUAUUAAACUUAAAA